AUGUUUUUGUUUUUUUCCUCUUUGUCUCAAUGCAGAAUCUGGCCAAUCAGACAAUUCCAGUCAACAAGGAGACUCGGACAUCAAACCCCCACCAAACGGACAUCUGAGCUUUCAGGACUGCUUCGUGACUUCGGGGGUGUGGAACGUAGCUGAGCUCGUACGAGUUUCUCAGACCCCUGUUGCAACAGCGUCAGGUCCCAAUUUCUCCCUGGCGGAUCUGGAAAGUCCCGGAUAUUACAACAUCAACCAAGUAGCACUAGGCAGACGUUCACUCGCCUCUCCACCAUCCACAAGGUCUGAGGUGGAGCUGUACGCCAGUCUUCCUCGCAGCUCAAAUAAGCGUAAGUCUAUAGAUGACAGUGAGAUGGAGAGUCCUGUGGACGAUGUUUUCUACAGCCGUUCUCCAGCCGGCACCAGCUCUCAGUCCAGCGGCUGGCCCAACGAUGUGGACGCAGUUGCAGUGCAGCACCAUUUGACGAAUGUUCAAGAGAGGAAGAUAAAGCAUGAGAAUGACGGCGUGCAGUUUCCUUACCAUGGGCUGUCCUCUCCUGGGUCUCUAAAGAAGCCAGCGGGGAAAUUCGAUUUCAGCGCCCUGUCAGCACAGACGAGGUCCCCCCGAAUGGCCUUCACACACCACCCGCUGCCCAUGCUGGCAGGCGUGAGACCAGGGAGUCCACGAGCCUCUGCCUCUGCUCUUCAUUUCCCCGCUCCCUCCAUCAUCCAGCAGUCCAGUCCAUACUUCACCCACCCCACCAUCCGCUACCACCACCAUCAGGACCCGCUCAAAGAGUUCGUCCAGUUCGUCUGUGCUGACGGCUCAGGGCAGCCGGGGGCACAGCCUAACGGGAGCGGUCAGAACAAACUGCCCGGCUCCUUCUUACUGCCACCUCCUCCUCCUCCGGUAGCGCGGCCGGUGCCGAUGCCCCUCUCCCUGCCCGAGCACAAACCCAGCCACACACACCCCGAGAGCGGAGUGGGCUCUCCGGCCUCGCCCUCAGCAUACCCAGCGCCAGGCUCCACAGCUUCCAACAGGUUUGUCGGCAUCGGAUCACGGGACAACAACUUUCUGAACAUCCCACAGCAGACUCAGUCAUGGUUCCUUUGACGAGACUUUUCAUGAACACACAAACACAAAGAAGAUCCACAGCGAAAACUGGAAACAGUCACAAACUUUCCCGCAACGCCCUGUAAAGUGUCACGCAAACACACGCACACACAAACGCACACACAAUUCCCCCCCAAAAAAACACUGGCUCUCUUUCGGAUGAGGAAUCUGGAAGGCUUCAGCAUUAUCCUGCCAGUCUGGAGAACCCACUUGGAGGAUUCCAAAAACAUUGACCAAUCCCGUCGCUUGAUUUUCCCGCCCCUGAUUUCUUCAUCCAUACGUCAUACGCUGAGGAAAAAUCCAUCUCUUCCCACUCAGAACUCUUGUUUUGUUUUUGGAAACUGAAAGCGACUUUUGAAAUGGAAUGUCAAUCACCGGAGGCGUGUGAUUGGAUGGAGAGACUUCGGUUGGAGCCUUCUGAUUGGCUCCUGACUUUUUUUUUUCGCAGUGUGUUUUUACCCGUUGACGAGCAAUAGACUGUGAGCGAAACAACCGAUAACACUAACCGCGUGCAAUUCACCGACAUGUAUGCACUAUUUGAUUAUUGGUAAGGGAUGACGCUUUUUUGGCCUUAGAUUUGCGAUGUGGAGUCAGGCUACAUGUUUCCGAGGUAACACACACAUACACACACACAGCAUCAUAGACACCAGGAAUGGGAAGGGUCAAGCACGAGUGACCGUAAUGUCCAGCUUGUGACUCAUUUAUUUUCAUUUUGUAGUGUUCAUGAAUGAAAAGGCCAGUGAUUUGAGUCAGAAAAGCAAAGCGAUGAUGGUUUUUUGUUUAUUUCACGCAUCCAUCGAUCAAUCUGAGUGCUUGCGGAUUAAUAUAUAUAUCCGGUCAGCCCAUGCAAACGUGGGCUUCUUCUGCUUUGCGUUUGGUUUUGCAGUACUUUUGUUUUGUCACAAAAGCAUUCCAGGUUACAUUUCACCUCAAAAUCAAAUCAGAAAUAUAAGAAUGUGUUUUGAAAACGUGAGCUUAUUUCAUUAGAUACACUGUAAAGUAAUUAUACGACUUAAACUGUCAUAAAUACACUGGGUUACACACAAUUUCAGUAUAAUCCUAUUAAAGUUUAAUUGCUUAAUUGUUUUAUUUACAAAUUUAAGUUGUCCAAAAAAACAUUAAGAAUGGUUUCAACUCAUUUUAAAUAAGUAGUUUGAACAAGCAGCAAAAGUGCAAGUUAAUCAGAUUUUAACUUAAGUUAUUUUAAGUUAAGCCAAAGUUAAGUCAGUUUAUAUUGAAAUGACUUGAUUAUAAAUUUAACUCAGUUCAUUCUAGUUAAGCUUUUAGUGCAAGUUAAUCAGGUUUCAACUUAAAACUUUGACUUAACGUAAAAAUAUAAGUUGAAAUCUGAUUAACUUACACUAAAAACUUAAUUGAAUUGAGUCCAAUUAAUUUCUAAGCCAUUUAGAUAUAAACUGACCUAACUUAAAAAAUUAGGUUGAAACCUGAUCAACUUGCACUAAAAACUUAACUUGAUUGAGUUUGAGUCAAAUUAAUUUCUCAAAAGUCAUUUCGAUAUCAACUGACUUAAAACUAUAAAAAAUGAAGUCAGUUUAUAUCAAAAUGACUUCAAUUAAUUUGACUUAACUCAUCUAAGUUAAGUUUUUUAGUUCAAGUUAAUCAGGUUUCAACUUAAUUUUUUAAGUUGGGUCAUUUUAAGCCCGUUUAAUUAGAAAUGUCUUAGAAAUUAAUUUGACUCAAUUCAAUUAAGUUUUAAGUGCAAGUUAAUCAGAUUUUAACUUAUUUUUUUACGUUAAGUCAAAGUUUUAAGACAAUUCAUAAUGAAAUGACACUCAACUCAGUCAAGUUAGGUUUUUCGUGCAAGUUAAUCAGGUUUCAACUUAUUUUUUUAAUUUAAGUCAGUUUUAAAUCAGUUUAUAUCGAAAUGACUUAAAAAUUAAUUUGACUCAACACAACUCAAUUAAGUUUUUAGUGCAAGGUAAUCAGAUUUCAACUUAAUUUUUUAAGGUAAGUCAGUUUUAAAUCAGUUUAUAUCGAAAUGACUUAAAAAUUAAUUUGACUCAACACAACUCAAUUAAGUUUUUAGUGCAAGGUAAUCAGAUUUCAACUUAAUUUUUUGUUAAGUCAAAGUUUAAAGUCGGUUUAUAUCGAAAUGACUUAAUUUGACUCAACUUAAGCAUUUUAAAAGAAGCCAUUAUGUUUUUUACAGUGUAGUCUUUAAUUGCGAAAUUAUUUUAGGUGAUAAGUCAAUUUACCUACAAAUACUCAUUAUUAUAAUCUCAUUAUGACGCUGUAACUGUGCAUUCACACCAAAGAGCGACAAACUUCGCUCUGGCGACAACGCUAUCUGCCUUCACAGCUGCGGCAGGGAGAGCGUCAAAAUUGACUACAUCGAUCUCGUAUUUAAAUGAGCCGUUGCAGGAUAUCAGCAAAUCAGUUACAUUCCUACAUAAAAAAAUGCUUUCUAGCAUGAAAAUGUUGAGCACGUUUGAUCAAACUCAUUUAACUAUGGAAGAUCAAGAUGUUACGUUGGUGUGGCUUUGCUCCACUUAUCCAAUAUGUGUCCAUAUGUCUGAAAUAUUUUGAAGUCAUUAUAGUUAGCAUAAGAUUCACAUUCAAGAUACACAGAAAACAUCGUAAAUAAUUGGGAAUCUGGCGACUGCAAUAAUCUAACCCUUGGGAACCACUGUGCUCGAAGUGUACAGUACUCUUAAGAGGUAGACUUCAGCAUUGCGAUUGCUUGCCCCUGAACAGCGUCAUAGCUCAUUACCACAAACAUAACUUGAUUUUAACUCUCCUUGACGCCCACACCGGCGAAGAUGCGCCGCGCUGAUCCUCGCCACUUAUUCCUCCCAUUGAAAACGAAUGACUUCCAGCUACUUAAGAUGCUCUCGCCGCUUUCGGUGUGAACGCACAGUCAUGCAAAACACUUGAUGUAUUAUUUAUUUAUUAAUUAUUACAUGCCGUAAAUAAAUAUAUGCUUAAUUGUCAUCAAAAUGAAUAAUAAUACAAAAUGAGACUUUAAAUGUCAUUUUUCUUUUGGUUUCAGGGUGAAAUGUGACGUGUUUUUGUGGCGUUCAUCAAAUACUUGUUUGUUUUCUGGUUUCGUGCGAGUUUUAGUUUGCGUAGCCGGCUGAUCAGACGCUGCAUGUUGGAUUUGUGCUGUUUUUUCCUCCGUGUUCAGCAUAAUAAUCUCUCCUUCAGCUUGAAUGUGACUUACAAACAGACAAUCUCCAGUUUUGCUCUUCAUUAAUCAGAUAUUUGAGGUCGCUUCUAUGACAUGCUCUACCCUUCCUACAAAUCAAACUCUCCAUCACUUGACAGUUCGUUCAUUGUUCACUUGUUUCACGUUGGUAAUUUCGUUUUCUUAGUUCACCGGUUCAGCCUGACUCACAAGACAAUCUUCUCAUUUCAUUUAGCCUUUCAGCACAGUGAUAAACUAAACGCACACACACACAUACACACAAACAUUGCACUAUAACACACACACCCACAUCCUUAAAGGACAAAGGGAAGCCUUUAAACUCGAACCCCUCUCAAAUCAAAACGUGAUCCAAUCCCUAAACCACUGACCUCACUAAAUAACUGGACUGCCUGGCUGUCAAUCACAAGUCAGGGACUCUGAUUGGCUGAGAGCUGACGAUUUUUUUUCUCAUCAUCCACUUGAAACACAUCAAAGUGCCUCGGUGUCCCCUUUACAUGCAAUUCAGGGUCUUCACUUCACGUAUAAGCUACAGAAAAAUAUGUACAAUAUGUAUCAUGGGCUUAGCAAACAGCAUAUGAGCGCAACGGCAAACAUCAUAUUUAUAGAUCUAUGUUAUCCAGAACAUAUCGCACGCAUACUGUGUAUAUAUAUAUAAAAAAAUAUGGACAUAUGUAUAGUUCUUCCGAGCUCUACGGCAGUCUAGUUAUUUUUUGACCUUCAUCCGAGUCAGUGACAUCAUCCAAACCGAUUUAAAUAAACGCGCAAGUCGAUCAUCCGUCGUUUCAGGUCAGUGCGGAUAGAGAUCAAACUUGUUUUUCAGAGAAAACGAAGCAUUUUCUCUUUGUUGAAGAAGUGUUAUUAUUGAUUGAGAGACGACGAAAAAAAAAAACAAGUUCUAUGUGGACUGAGCCGUGUGCAAUGUGUUGGGUAGAUAUCUGUGUUUGUCUUCAGAUUUUUAAGAAAGCAAAGUGGAAAAAAAAAACACGUUAAAAAAAAUGAAUUUAAGAAUAGGUUAAAGUCUGCGAGCUCCGGGACUCUAAACACGAGGGCCUCAAAAAUGAAUCCCAGUCUUUGUAAGCGUUGGGGAAGUUCCUUUUUACUUUUCAUUUAUCUUUUUAUGUUUUAUUUGUAAACUAUUUUAGGGGGGGUGGAACGAUUUUACGAAAGCGGAACGUAUUACGGGAAAGAAAAGAAAAAAUACUGGUGCUUCUGUUACUCAUAAGCGAAUAAUACCACACCAGGACGACUGUUUUACUCUGUUUCUCUCUUUUGUAUUUACUAAAGGAAAGAGGGGUUCAGAUUUGAUUGGUUCUGACAAAAGGCAUUUGACUACAACCUUUAAUAAAGCAGCGCCCCUUUUUACUUCCUUCAAACGUCAGGAGAAAUAAUGCGUGUUUAGAUCCUGAGCGAACGAUUGUAUCGUAUUUAGGAUGUUGCUAUAUUGAAGUAUUUCCCCCAUAAAUAUUAAUUUGCUGUUAUUGUGGCUUUUAAUUAGAUUUUUAGCUGAAACGGUGGCCCUUGGUGAUUCAUAACAAGCACUUUGAGGGUCAAAAAAACCCACAGAGGCUAAACUAAAUUAACAUCAAUGGCUCCUAAUGAUACAUUGAUAUCCUGUGAAGAGAAACAGCAUUGUUUACAGCAUUACUACAUUUAAAGGAAACAUUUCCGAGUGCUUUUAAGACCUAAUCCCAUUUCUACCCCUUAGUCUCUGCUUUCUUUUUACUAAAAAAGUUGCCAUUUUUUAGGUCAAUAUGGCUUGUAGAAACUCUAUUCGUUUUUGAAAUGCUAAUGGUCUAAUCCGAUUCAAUGAUCUAUGCUAAGCUAAGCUAAAAGUGCUCCUGCCAGACACUGAGACUGACUGAAUGGAUUAAAAAUGAAAAGUUGCUAUUGUCUAAGUCAGGGGAUCUCAAUCUCAGUCCUGGAGUUCCGGUGUCCUGCAGAUUUUAGCUCCAACCCCAGUCAGACACCAGAACUAGCCAAUCAAGCUCUUACUGGGCUGUCUUGAAAAAUCAUUGCAGGCAAGUUAGAGCUAAAUUCUGCAGGACACAGGACCUCCAGGACUGAGUUUAAGAACCCCUGGUCUAGGUCAAUAUGACUAGUAGGAACUCUGGUCUUUUUUUGAGCGAGAUGCUAAUGGUCUAAUCCGAUUCAAUUAUCUAUGCUAAGCUAAGCUAAAAGUGCGCCCACUUUGGAUUAAAAAUGAAAAGUUGCUAUUGUCUAGGUCAGGGGUUUUCAAUCUCGGUCCUGGAGGUUCUGUGUCCUACAGAUUUUUGCUGCAACCCCAAUCAGGCACACCUGCGCUAGCUAAUCAAUCUCUCAUUAGGCUGUUUAGAAACAUCCUGUAUAUUAAGGCAAGUUGGAGCUAAAAUCUGCAGGGCACCGGACCUCCAGGACAGAGUUUGAGAACCCCUGGUCUAGGACAAUAUGGCUAGUAGAAACUCUUUGGUCUUUUUUUUAAACGAGAUGCUAAUGGUCUAAUCCGAUUUAAUAAUUUAUGCUAGGCUAAGCUAAAAGUGUUCCCACCAGACACUGAGAUUGAUUGAAUGGAUUGAAAAUUAAAAGUUGCAAUUGUUUAAGUCAAUAUGGCUAGUAGGAACUCUGGUCAUUUUUGAACAAGAAGCUAAUGGUCUAAUCUGAUUUAAUGAUUUAUGCUAGGCUAAGCUAAAAGUGUUCCCACCAGACACUAAGAUUGAUUGAAUGGAUUGAAAAUUAAAAGUUGUUAUUGUCUAGGUCAAUAUGGCUAAUAGGAACUCUGGUCAUUUUUGAGUGAGAUGCUAAUAGUCUAAUCCGAUUCAAUGAUCUGCUAAGCUAAGCUAAAAGUUCUCCUGUAACACACUGAGUGACUGAAUGGAUUAAAAAUAAAAUAUUGCUAUUGUCUAGGUCAAUAUGGCUAGUUGGAACGCUUUGGUCAUUUUUUAAUGAGAUGCUAAUGGUCUAAUCCGAUUCAAUAAUCUAUGCUAAGCUAAGCUAAAAGUGCUCCCACCAAACACUGAGAAGAAAUAAAACUGAUAUAAACAUGUAAAGCUUGUAGUUUGUCCUCCUAAAAGGAUCAACGGUUUUAUUCACGUCACCUCAUACUUCAGUUUCUCAUCAAAUUAUGACCAAUCAAAUGCUCUCUAGUAUCUGACAUGCCCCGCCCCCUUCAAGACGCUUCUAAUUUGAUGCGCUCGAGCUCAACCACUGUCACUGGCAGAGCUGUCAUAAAACAAAACACUAUUGGCUGUUUUUAAAAAGGGGAGGGGCUAAACUAUGCCCCACCCUCUCUUCGUAGUUCGGUUGAGAUCAUGUCAAACAUCGAAUAAAAUCGCACAUUUCAAAGCACUUCACAGGACCUUUAAGUCUUUAAUGUAUCAAUAAUAGCUAACUUGUUUUUGACUUGUCAAACAAUAUGGCAACUCUUAAAUACGAUCUUCGCUUAGGAUCUCAAACGCACCAAUCCCAGAUGAAAAAUGUUUCGGUUGGAGAAAAGGUCAAUAAGAAGCGUCGCGAGCAAUCAGAUUCGUUUAGGUGAGAUCGUGUCGAUGUGAACGUGUGUAGGGUUUUGUUAGUCGUAGUUUAGAGCACACGAGAGUCAGAAAUGCGUCGGGGGGAAAAUAAAAAACAAAACAUAAAAAAAAAAACAUGGCCGCCCGUAUCGUCCUGUAUGUAAAUGAGCUCCCAUAGUGUUCGUGCUGUAGUGUAUAGGUGAGCAUUUAAAGGUUGUCCCAUUCAAAGUGCCUUUUGUUCACAGACACCAUCUUGUAAAUGAUGAACGCCCUUGUCUUUUUCCUCCUCCUGAGCUUUUCUCAAGCCGUAUACACAGUAUAUAGUGCUACAAAAUGGAUGUGAUUUCGUUCUUUUUAUUGUACAAUGAUGGACGACAAAAAAAAGAAAGAAAAAAAAAAGAAAAAAGUCCCUUUUUCUCUGUACCUCUGUCUUUAUCAGUCUCUCGCUCUGCUCUUAGAUGUCUAUCCUUAUCUUUCCUCCCUACUUUUGAUGAAAGAGUUGGAAAAAAAAAAUGUUGAACCUUUUUCUCUUUGAGCAAGAUGUUGUAAACUCUAAUGUUAUAUCCCUGUCUGUAUGCUUCACAUGUUUAUAUCAUACACAUCUCUCUCUUUCUCUCUCUCUCUCUCUUGGGUCAAACGCAGCGGGCUCUGUGCUGAAUCUGAAGCAGGACCGUCCUGACAGUAACAUGCGGUCCUGCUAGCAGAUGUUGUUUUGGGAUGUGGACGGAGAGCACUGGAUCGGAGCAUGCGUAGCAGCUCUAGUUUAGUUAUUUAUUUCCAUUUCCUUCAUAAGUCAGAGUCUCACUGUUGACUUUGAGCGAGUCCAGCUGUUUAAAGAGACCUGACUGAGGAUUUUGGUAUUAUCACCAAAAUCUAAUUCUACAGUAAAAGCAGUGUAGGUCAGUGUUUCCCAAUGCAGUUCCCAGAGGCACACUAGCACUACACAUUUUAGAUGUCUCCCUUAUCUAACGCAUUCACUUCAGGUUUUGGAUUUCUAAUGCUCUGAUGAGUUGAUUUAGGUGUGUUUGAUUAGGAAGACCUUGAAAAUGUGUUCAUGAUGUGCCUUCAGGAACAGCAUUGGGUAACACUGGUCUACAUCACAAUUAUGAUAAUGCCGAUAAAAGAGGACUUUAUCAUUCUGGUCACUUUACCCAGCUGGUGAAUUAACAGCCAAUCAGAAUCCAUCCUGCUCUAACACUUAAAAAAUGAGCGGUACAAUUGGCUACUUGCAACUUGCAGGUCAAUUUGACCCAAAUACUGUACAAAUAACGGGGAUUUUAUUUUACACAUUUGAAUAAAUGUCUAAAUAUAUAUCUGAAAAAGCACUUAUGACACUAACAUAGUUUGGAUGGUAAUAUAAUUAUCAUUCCUGCUGUGAGAUAGCCUUAAUACUGUCCAUGCACUUAUUGUCAUCUAAAUUCAACAGCCUCAUAUACUUAUACAUUCAUUUAGGUUAUUUUUAUUCUCUUCAAGAGUAGCAGCAAAAUCAGUGUUAUAAUCCUCAAUACUGCCUUACAUCAGGACUUAUUUAUUCCAAAUAGGGCUGUAUGAUAUUGGAAAAAUCUGAUAUUGGAUUUUUCUGUGAUGUACAUUGCGAUAUGGAUAGUUUCAAGAGUUUUUAGAUAAAGGAAUUGAUUAAUCACAAUGAAAAACAUAUUUUGUCGUCUCGUUUCUAGUCCAGAAAUCCGAAAAAAAAAAAGUCUUAAAGCAGGGGUGUCGAACUCAAUUCCUGGAGCGCCGAAGCCCUGCACAGUUUAGUUCCAUCCCUGCUCCAACACACUUACCUGUAGGUUUCAAACAAGCCUGAAGGACUCAAUUAGUUUGAUCAGGUGUGUUUAAUUAGGGUUGGAACUAAACUGUGCAGAGCUGCGGCCCUUUAGGAACUGAGUUUGACACCUGUGUCUUAAAGCAUGUAAAAAUAUUGUUUUGUUUCACACUUGAGAAGAAAUUAGUCAAAAUUAGGAGAAAUCGGUCAGUGGGAUGAGCCAAAUAAUCUAGUUUUUGCUUCAAAAUGUAGACAUUUGGACUAGAAACAAGACAAAAUUUCUUUUUUUUUUGAUAAAUCAUAUAAAUUCAGAGAUUAAAUAUAAUUCUGUAGCUCCUAAUCAACUAUAAUCCAGACUCAACAGUGCACAUCUUUGCCAUGUGAUUAUUUUAGAUGCGCACAUUGCGAUAUCAAUGCAUUCAUUUUGUUUUCGGCUUAGUCCCUUUAUCAAUCAUGGGUCGCCACAGUGAAAUGAACCGCCAACUCAUCCAGCAUAUGUUUUACACAGCGGAUGCGCUUCCAGCUGCGAUAUGGAUACAGUUUCAUGAGUUUUUAUAUAGAGAAACUGAUUAAUCACAAUGAAAAAAUAUGCUUUGGUUAGUUUGUUUUGUCUGGUUUCUAGUCCAAAUAUCCAGAAAAAAGUCUUGGAGUGUGUAAAAAUACUGUUUUGUUUCCAACAAGUCAAAAUUAUGAGUUUUUCUUUAAAAUAAGCUAAAUGAUCUGCCAGUGGGAUGAGCAAAAUAAUCUUGUUUUCACUUUGAAUUGUAAAUAUUCAGACUAGAAGCAAGAAAAAACUUUUCUUUUUUUUUUUUUUUGGUUAAAUCAUAUAAAUUCAGUGAUUAAAUAUGAUCCUGUAGCUCCUAAUCAACUAUAAUCCAGACUCAACAUUAGAUAUCUUUGGGAUAUGCCUAUUUUAGAUGCACACAUUGCAAUAUCGAUGCUAAAACUAUAUAUUGUGCGGCCCUAAUUCCAAAUCGACCCCGAUAGACUCACAAAAUGUCGCUGAAUAUCUAAAACUGUGGCAGAUGUGUUAAUCUAGCUGUAGUCAUCUGUGAUCCAGUGUCCGUCCACAAACCUCCCCCCUCCUCGCCGGAGCCCAAGGCAAUCUGCAUGUGUUAUUUACAGAUUCUUUUCCAUUAUAAAGAAAAAAAACAACAACAAAAAAAAAAACCCUCAAAUGUUUGUAAAGAGCAGCACCUGAUUGAAUAAAUGAUGUUCUUGACUGUA
Molecule: messenger RNA, 10748 nt
Organism: Danio rerio (zebrafish)
Lineage: Eukaryota; Metazoa; Chordata; Actinopteri; Cypriniformes; Danionidae
Source: RefSeq, a predicted model, not a curated record